UGCAAAGAUAGGAUACUCCACAUGCAAAAGCACUGAAUGAGAGCAGCUGGGUUUAAACUGAGAUUAGAAUAAGUCCUUCUUUUAACUGUAAAUCUAUUAACUAUUAUUAAUUUUGCGUCCUUCUUUUCGUCAUCAUGCAGAUGCUACCUGCCCUGAUCCUCCUGUUGUUGCUUCUCAAAGUGUCUGUGUGUAUUCAGGUGAUUGUUCCUCAGCAGGAGCGCAGUGCAGCUCUCUUUGACUCAGUGAUCCUCCACUGUGACUACUACACCUCUGCACACUACGAUGACGUUCUGGUCACCUGGAGGUACAAGUCCUUCUGCAAGGAGCAAGAGAAUGACUCCACGUCAUACCAGUCGGCGCUACAGUUUGGACGGGACCCAUUAAAUAACUGUCCAGAUCAUCAGCGGACAGUGCGCACAGUGAUCCAGAGGAGAGGAAAGAGAGAGCCAGCACUGGGAUCGCAAUACCGUGCUCGAAACAUCACCUUACAAAAGAAGGCAGACCUGGUGAUCAAUGAGGUGACGUGGUCGGACAGUGGCGUGUACUUCUGCAGUGUUGAUGCUGCUGGAGACACUUUUGGAGACAGUGACAAGGAAGUCAAACUCUUCGUCAGGAGCUGGACCGCUGGGAAGCGGGAGCCUGACCUAUAGACUUACUGAGCGAGUGAGGGAUGAAGUUACACCGCUGGUCGGUUGAGUGCUGGAUGGUUUCACCAUUGGCCACUGCUCUUUCAAAAUGAAUAGCAAAGCAUUAAAGUAGUUAUGCACCGUAACUCCAGAUUCUAUGAGUAUUGAGCCACAAUGGACCAGACAAUCAGCUCUCAAAAAUAGCUUUUUCUUUAGCUAGUUAAAGGAACCAGUGGGGCCCACAGUUAUCAUCAUUAUCAUCAUCAGCUUUAUAGUUCUAAAGUUGCUUUUCAUAAGCAUUAACCACCCUUUUGUAACUUGUUAGGCUACUUUAAUCUAUUUUACACAGUUAAGCAGUCGAACAACAACUUGGCUGUAAAAUAUUUUUGUACUACAUUAUGAUGUUUUUUAUGUGAACUCUUUUUAAGUGAACUUUUUUGUGUGAUGUGAGUUAUCAUUUAAAAAUGAUUGUCUAAGCACUCAGUGUAACUGUGCACAUAUAGUGUGUCUGAUUGGAUUGAAGUAUUUGGCCCACCAUUGAAGCUAAUUGUUUUCAGUGAUUAGAUGUUUAUGUUUGUAAAGUGGUGCCAUCUUGUCUGAAUGAGCAUGGAGUGAAAAAGGGUAAUGUUUGUGCUUUAAAGCCUCACUUUGGUAUAUUGUUCAGGAGAGAGUUUAAACAUAGAAAAAUAUAUUUUAAGUAUUACUUUGAUUGUGUUUUAAUUACAAAGGUGGAAAAAUGCACAUUAAACAUCGACCAUUUGCAUUUUAAUAUAAUGCUUGAAUUCAAUUAGAUGUUAGGUCAGUGACACAAUUUAAUGAAUGUAGAAAACCAGUACGUGUAUGUCUGUUUUAAAAUACAGCAAAUAGGGAACAGAAUUGCAGAACAGACAGGUAUUAUGUUUAUAUUUAUGUUCAGUUGUCUUAAACUGAUAAAUCUGAGAUAAUGGCCAUUUAAUGGUAGUAUGAUGUCGUCCUGGCACUUUGUGCAUGAAUGUUGUCUUUACAUCAAAGACCACAAUGGAAAUACGUUUUGAACUUUAUAGUGUUAUCCUUGACAUGUUGUAUAUGUGACCCUGUUACACUGUGUUUUAGAUUAGUCGAAUUCAGUGAACACCAAUAGAACUGCAAUAACAAAUAUAUGGCAAUAAUCACAAUGCAAUGGUUUACAAUGCAUAAUUAAAUGUAUGAAUGUGAAAUGGUACUUGUAUGUCUCCAUAUAUUUUGCCAACUGUGUUUUUAAAUUCAAAUGUAUCAUUGAGGACUUUAUAUAUAUAAAAUGUAACUACAACUGACUGUGAAUAUACUGACAUCUAGUGAAGAGUUGCCAAACCACAGCAAUGAAUGGCAUUACUCUAAGGAACAAUAUGUGGGUGUAAGUGUUAUUCUCAAAGCUGUUAUUUUGAAAUAAAGUAAAAUAACUCAU
Molecule: messenger RNA, 2049 nt
Organism: Dicentrarchus labrax (European seabass)
Lineage: Eukaryota; Metazoa; Chordata; Actinopteri; Moronidae
Product: immunoglobulin-like domain-containing receptor 1
Exons: 4
Coding region: 135-650 (171 amino acids)
Cellular component (GO): plasma membrane
Molecular function (GO): high-density lipoprotein particle receptor activity
Source: RefSeq, a predicted model, not a curated record